AUGUCUGUCGACCAGACGAUAUCGGAACUGAGCGGGACACUCUCCCAGCUCAGUCUCUUGGUCUCGCACAUCAACGGACAGAUAUCUGGCAUUACAGGCCGGAUAAAUCUCACCCUUGACAACUUCGACCAAGUCUGUUUUGUUUUAUUCUUUUUUUUUUUUGUUGCUUUUCACUACCCUAACACGACCGGCCGUCUUGAACAGACAAUAAAAAUAUAUUCUUUUUUCGAAAAAAGUAGGAUUUUUCGAAAUUUUAAUGGGUCUAAACCGGUGUAAACUUUUUUUGAUCGACCUUUUAGAUGGUGUUGUAAUAAUGAACCGUGAACAUUUGUACUUUUUCCAUUUUCCAGGCAGUGGCGAACAUCGCGAAAGAUGCGGGGUCCGUCACUUACCAAGUUGGAGACACUUUUCAACAAGUUUGGCUUUUUCUCAAGUUUCCUCUCGAAAAUAAAUUAGGCGAAGAGUAGUUCCACAACUACAAUCCGGAAGAAAACAGGAAUUAUUGAGGUGCCCAACUCUUGGGUGUUCUACCUGCUGUUCAUCACUGUGAUUAUCGUGUUCCUCCUGCUUUCGAUCGUCCUUUUGUUGAACCUGGUCACAAAAGCCCAUGCAAUCUACUCCAUAAUGAAAAGAAAAGAUGACGACAGUUAGUUUACCUCUUUUCUGCUUUUUUUGAAGCUUUUCGAUGUGUUUUUCCAAUACUUCUUCAAGAACUUUGCUCUUAGAUACUCUAUUCUGUCGCCUUUCACACUAUCCCUUGUUUUUUUUUCCCCGCUUACUGAAAAAGUCUAGAAUUUUCUUGCAACACAACAAAAAAAAACUCAUAAAAAAGAUUUUUGAAGCAAUGAGAAAGUUUAGAAACCUACUGUCUAGCAGAGUUUUAAUCAAAUCGAGUUCAAAAGUGGGAGAAUUAAUUCGGUCAUCGGUUGACUUAUUUUUUGGAAUAGUUUUUUGAAGUGUCACACCGAAAGUUUUAGUUUAGUUCGGAAUUUAAAAAAUGCCAAAAAGUGAUAAAAAGUCUGGAAGUUUUCACUUUCCAGUAUUCGAGUGCUGUUUCGAAGACAAUGAAACUUAUCAAAAGCUAGUGGCCAUUUUUAGAAUGGAGUCCAUUUUCUCAAAAUCUUUGUCAGACUUUCAAGAAUAGAUUCUAGUUGUUUGAGAGUUUUUUUCGGCUAUUUUUGCAAAAAAAAAGUGGUUUUGACAGGAUUCUUAACAGCAAAAGAAAACCCCUCUAUUUUUGAGCAUUUAUAGAAAGUCCAGGGAAAAUCCAAAUCUCAAAAAUUGAAUCAAAUGAAAUGGCAUGUUGUGAGAAGCUGUUCGUUAUCACGUUUCGCUGAACUCUUUUGUAUUCUCUGACACGUGAAGCCUUUUUCAUUUUUUUCGAACUUUUCUCGAGUUUCUAACUGUUGUGAGAAGAACUAGUGUGGCGUGCACAGGUUCGCAGAGACUGAUGGCGAGGGAGCCGCUGGUAGUCGUCGAGAAGCCGCCGACGCAGCCGCCGUCGUCGACCACGUCGUCGCUUCUGACCGGAGGCCGGCACAGCUCCUUCCGCCACGUUUCCGUCGCGAUGGAGCAGGAGCCACGACGUCUCGGCUUCCGACGAGGUUUCUGCAUCCUCUUCUGUUUGAUCCCUCUUCAGUUUUAAAGGAGCUUCUAUUCAUGAAACGUGCAUGUUUCCAUAUUGACAUUACUAUCGUUCGCUUGAUUAAUUCUGCCGAUGAAUUCAAAUAAGUCGUGGCGCUGUAGGUUUUUGUAAUAUUGCUUUUCCAGUAAUUUUAUAACAAGUAAAAACAUGGGCAUGUCGCUGUCGACUGUGAAGUUUUAUGAAUGUUUGUAAGCUUCGAUUUUUUUCAGGGGCGCAAACAGUCCUAAAAAAAUCACAAAAAAAUAUAUAUAUAUAUAGAAGUUUAAAAAGCUCUCUAUAUUUAUUAAGCAAUGUCGAUUAGAUAUAGUUGUACAAUAUUUCUCUUUUUUUUGUUUUGUUAUAGCGUAUGAAAAACGGAAAAACGUUUUUUGCGACAAAGAAUGCCGCGCUUUUUGAAGAGAAGUGGGCGUGGCUCUGCGGUCUCUUUGAAGCUGCUUUUCUUCUCGGAUAAUUAUCUUUACGAAGAAAAAAGUCUGUCAAUCCCUCCAAAAUUCUGAUUACGUUCAACAAAACUGUCUAUAAGCUCUACAACACUCGCGGGAGUUGACAAUUUUUUUUCGCUGUAAAAGAAAAUUCAUAGAUUUUGAACACGCAAAUCGGAAACAUGUUUUUUCAAUGUGCAAAAUAUAAGGCAAGGUGGUGGUUUUACAGAUGUUUUAUUUUUUUUAACUAAUGUUCCGCACUUUCAAAAGAUAUUUUUCAGAAAUGCCGAAUCAAUGAUUUCUAGAUUCAGAUACGAACGGAGCUAAUGUGACGUCAUCUUCGGAUGGUCCACGGGCCUACCAACGACGCGGCGACGACGCCGGCAAGUACAACGUCGAGUCCGGCACGAUGACGCCAUUUCCUCGGACUCUCGACGUCUGA
This is a messenger RNA of Caenorhabditis auriculariae, 2509 nucleotides long. The record is from the annotation of a GenBank genome assembly. NCBI's taxonomy places the organism in Eukaryota, Metazoa, Nematoda, Chromadorea, Rhabditida, Rhabditidae.